This is a messenger RNA of Cheilinus undulatus (humphead wrasse), 1427 nucleotides long. RefSeq names its product junctional adhesion molecule 2b (gene jam2b). The record is from RefSeq and is a predicted model, not a curated record. Bases 83 to 967 code for a protein of 294 amino acids. NCBI's taxonomy places the organism in Eukaryota, Metazoa, Chordata, Actinopteri, Labriformes, Labridae. Gene Ontology annotation, cellular component: protein complex involved in cell adhesion; cell surface; tight junction. The transcript is spliced from 10 exons. Gene Ontology annotation, biological process: leukocyte tethering or rolling.
GUUGAAGAAGCUGCAGAAAGUUUGGAGUAAAACCGACCUCAGCCACACUGGAGGGACCUCAAGUCACCGGCACUGACCGAGCAUGGACGUCCUGAAGAUGUUGGCGCUGCCUCUUCUCAUCACCUUAAUACAGUGUCCUCUUUAUCUGUCAGUGAAAGUCAGCAGCAAAAAGCCUAAAGUGGAAGUCCAUGAGCAUUCAGAUGCUGUUCUUUCCUGCGAGUUCUGGACUGUGAAAGAUCAGAGGCCCCGGAUUGAGUGGAAAAAGAAAGAAAAAGGAGUCACAUUCGUGUAUUUUAAUGAAAAAUUUACAGACUCUUAUGCAGGACGGGCAAAGAUAGAGGGAGCGACUCUGACGAUACACUCCGUCACUCAGAAGGACUCGGGGGAGUACCGCUGUGAGGUCACUGCCAGUGAGGACAAAGACAACCUCGGAGAGACCACUGUGACCCUAAAUGUUCUUGUGCCUCCUCAUGUCCCGUCCUGUGAGGUGCCGAAGUCUGUGUUUGUGGGUGCAGGCCUGGAUCUCUUCUGUAAGGACAAACUCAGUGUGCCUCCAGCCACCUAUCGCUGGUUCAAAGACAACAAGGCUCUGACAGCCACAGCAGAUACUCCGUACAGCAUCGACCCAAACAAAGGCACACUGAAGUUCAAGAGUGUGUCCAAAUCAGACGCAGGGAUGUAUCGCUGUGAAUCCUCCAACAACGUGGGGGCGCCAAAGAGCUGUGUGGCCCAGCAGCUAAAAGUUACUGAAUAUCCCUUGAAUCUGACGGUUUUGAUAGCUGGAGCUGUGGGUUUUCUGUUGCUCACAUUACUCUGCUGCAUCUGUGUUUGUGUCUGCCGACGGCGAGGCUGCUGCAAGAAGAACAAGAAAACAAAGAGCACUAAAUCCUACAACCCUCCUCCACCUCCGCCUCCACCCAUCCGCAACCUCAAACACUACAAACAAACUCAGUCCUUUAUGAUCUGAGGGGGAAAACUCUCUGACUUUGACUUUAAACUGUCGACUAACUACAAUGAAAACUUCAAUAUGCUGAAAAGUUUCAACAGUCGCCUCACGGAUUAAUGGCUUCAUACUUUACGGAAGGAUAAAUGUAAAGAUCUUCAAAUGUCGACUAAAGAAUAAAGACAACAGGAAUAUGCUGACAUUUUUUUGUCCACAUUUUGAAGGAGAGUUCCAACUUUUUCUGCAAACUUCAAGUCUUGCAACUCACACUUUCAAAUGCUUUAACGCAAAGUAUUUUACCAUUAUGUGUGUCUUGAGUGUUUUCAGGCAUUUACAGGGUCAAUGUUCAGUGCUGUCGCUAUGUUAAGCUCUCCUGUGCCACCUAUAGGCAUGUCAGUGUAGCAAAUCCACACUGAUGAUUUCAAGUUAUGUACACUUUUCUUUCUUUUUGUUUCAUUUAUAUAAAAGCAGAGAUUUUGUUUGG